This is a messenger RNA of Emys orbicularis (European pond turtle), 1227 nucleotides long. It is a transcript of the gene STK17A, whose product is annotated as serine/threonine kinase 17a. Gene Ontology annotation, biological process: positive regulation of apoptotic process; intracellular signal transduction; protein phosphorylation. Lineage: Eukaryota; Metazoa; Chordata; Testudines; Emydidae. Gene Ontology annotation, molecular function: protein serine/threonine kinase activity; ATP binding. The record is from RefSeq and is a predicted model, not a curated record. The coding region runs from base 1 to 1227 and encodes 408 amino acids. The transcript has 7 exons. Gene Ontology annotation, cellular component: nucleus.
AUGAGCCCCGAGGAGAAGCCCCCGCCGGGCCGCUCCCGCGGGAGCCGGGCGCCACCGUCGCAACCACCCUGUGGCCGGGGCCGCCGGCGGGGCGGCUUCCUGAGCGAGAUCCGCACCGCGAUCCGCACCGAGCCCUUCCAGGAGCGCUACAGCCUCAGCCCCGGCAGGGAGCUCGGCAGAGGGAAGUUUGCAGUGGUGAAGAAGUGUGUCAAGAAAGAUACAGAAAAGGAGUUUGCAGCCAAAUUCAUGCGAAAAAGAAGAAAGGGCCAAGACUGUCGAAUGGAAAUAAUCCAUGAGAUAGCUGUCCUUGAGUUGGCACAAUGCAACCUUUGGGUCAUUAAUUUACAUGAAGUUUAUGAGACUGCAACAGAGAUUAUCUUAGUUCUGGAAUAUGCUGCUGGAGGUGAAAUCUUUGACCAGUGUGUGGCUGAAAGGGAAGAAGCCUUCAAAGAAAAAGAUGUUAAGCGGCUUAUGAGGCAGAUUUUAGAAGGAGUUUCAUUUUUACACAGAAAUAAUGUGGUACAUCUUGACUUGAAGCCCCAGAAUAUUCUGCUAACUAGUGAAUCUCCUUUGGGAGACAUUAAGAUAGUUGAUUUUGGCCUUUCCAGAAUACUGAAAAGCAGUGAAGAGCUAAGAGAAAUUAUGGGAACUCCUGAAUAUGUGGCGCCUGAAAUUCUGAGUUAUGACCCAAUCAGUACAGCAACAGACAUGUGGAGCAUUGGAGUACUAGCAUAUGUCAUGCUAACAGGGAUAUCGCCUUUCUUGGGAGAUGAUAAACAAGAAACAUUCUUAAAUAUAGCACAAAUGAACAUAAAUUAUUCCGAGGAAGAUUUUGACCUUAUAUCAGAGUCUGCUGUGGACUUCAUCAAAACCCUUUUGGUUAAGAAACCUGAGGAACGGGCAACAGCUGAAGAAUGUCUGCAACACCCAUGGCUAGCACAAAGUGAUAUUCCAGACCCUGUGUGUAGCAUUAAGAGUACAGCAGAUGAGGUAAAUACUGUCAUCCAAAAAGAUGGAGAUUCUGCCUCUGAAAAUUCUACGGAUGCUGAGAAAACUGAAGGAGAGGAAUCAAUAGUGACAGAGGAACUAAUUGUAGUGGCUUCGUAUACACUGGGACAAUGUAGGCAGUCAGAAAAAGAAAAAAUAACUGAGCAGAAAGCCAUUUCCAAACGAUUUAAAUUUGAAGAACCAUUGCUGCAAGAAAUACCAGGAGAAUUCAUUUACUGA